Messenger RNA from Saprolegnia parasitica CBS 223.65, 1036 nucleotides. RefSeq lists its product as hypothetical. The record is from RefSeq and is a predicted model, not a curated record. The coding region runs from base 33 to 977 and encodes 314 amino acids. Lineage: Eukaryota; Oomycota; Saprolegniomycetes; Saprolegniales; Saprolegniaceae. The transcript has 3 exons.
GGACCGCAUCGCAGCCUUCUUUUCGCAGGGUGAUGACCCGCCGCCUCUUCCUUCUACUGCUGCUCCACACGGCGGCCGCGGGCCUCGCAACGCGCAACGCAACGCACCUCUGUACAUCGAUCGACCGCUGCACCACGCGCGAGGCCACGACGUGCCACCGAGGUCGCGAGCGCUGUCCGUCGUGCCUCCUGCCGAUGACCGAGACCGGUGUCUACGUGUGUUUUGAGUCCACCGGCGCGCGCUGUCCAACCCACGACCCGCCAUUCAUCGACUGCACCAUGGUGCGGCGCCUCGAUACCAACGGCUCGGUGAGCCGAAUACCGCCGCUCGACCCUAGCUCCUAUAGCGCCCCGACGCCCGUCCCUGGAUCGGUGCCGCCGUUGUCGACGCUCCACAUCGCCUACAUUGUCGGCGUCUCGGUGUGCACGAUCAGCAUCUUUGGCUUCCUCUUCCUCUAUCGCCCGGCGAGCGCCAGCGCCAAGGACGACGUCCCGAUGCUACACCCGCCGACGUCGUCGCGCAAGAUGGAAACGUUCCUCGAGGCCUUUGGCACCAACGACAUGCUCUUACAGAGCAAGCGCGCGCUGCAGCCGAUCGAGUCGGCGAGCCCGUUGGAAGCCCGCGCGUCGUACUUUGACUCGGUGCGGACCAGCGAUCUCCUCACGUGCGCGCGGCAGAUCCCGCUCCUCGAGGACGACGUUGAGCCCAAGGCCAAGACGCGUGCGGCAUCCGGCGGCGGUCGCGGCACCGUCGUCAUCGCCGAAGAGACGGAGCUGCCGAAAGAGGUGGGCGAGGCGCCGUCGCUCAUGCGACCCACGGAGUUGCGGAAGCAGCGGCCAAUCGACAGCCUCAUGUCGCCGUAUUCAAUCGGCUCCUCGGAGAGCGCUGACUCGAUCCUCUCCGACAACAACGAAGAGGUGUUCAUGUCCAGGUCCUUCUCCUGGAACAAGUUCAGCCUCCAUGGCACGCCAGCGUAAUCGAGCCGCUUAUUUAUACGAGAUUUCAUUGGUCUUAUUUCAACGAAUCAGCGCGUGCC